Molecule: messenger RNA, 321 nt
Organism: Trypanosoma rangeli
Lineage: Eukaryota; Euglenozoa; Kinetoplastea; Trypanosomatida; Trypanosomatidae
Exons: 1
Coding region: 1-321 (106 amino acids)
Source: RefSeq, a predicted model, not a curated record
AUGAUUUCAGCUGACGGAGCGGCGGUGACGAGUGGCGUGGCAGGAACAAGCCGCACCGGAAGUUGUACGGCUGCUGCACCUAGGGGGCGGUUGAGCAUCCGUGGCGCCUUCGUGUUGCCCGGGACCUGUAUGUAUUUCCUCUGCAUUGAGGGGGUCUGCGUGGGCGUGCAAUCUUCGCCGUGGGAGAAAACCUUUGGUGGGGGACGACAGGAGUCUGGGCGCUGGGCGUCCUCGAAUUUUCCAUGUCUCUGUAUGGCUGGUGCGGCCUCCAUUGCUGUGCAGGAUCAACGGCGAGGUUUCCCUCAGCCCUGCCCGGCGUGA